AUGUCCUCACUCUCAUCGUUCAAGAGCCCGGCGACAUACCACUUGCUAAGCUAUGGCACUCUCCUCGGGUCCACGCUCUUCCAAUCCUUCGUCAGCGGCAUAAUAGCCUUCCGCGUCCUCCCACGCCCGCAAUUCUCCACGCUGCAGAAGAACACGUUCCCAGUCUACUUCACGCUCCAGACGCUUGCGCCGCUAGCCAUGCUCUUCACGUACCCAUCCGGCGCCUCCUCUCUCCUCCCCUUGCUAUCGUCGUCGCCCAAGGUCCAAACGCCGACGGAUAAGCUGGGUGCUUGGCUGAUUGGAACAAUGUUCUUCGCAGCGCUGGCUAACUGGGCAUACAUCGGUCCGCAGACCACGAAGGUCAUGGAGUUGAGGAAACACCAGGAAACGCGGGAUGGGAAGAAGAGUUAUGAUGCUGGCCCGCAUAGUCGGGAGAUGCAGGAGCUGAAUAAGCAGUUUGGAGUUCUGCACGGCAUUAGCAGCUUGACUAACUUGGUGGGCCUGGUGGCGAUGGUGUGGUAUGGAGGAGUCCUCGGGGAAGGACUGAGACUGUGA
This is a messenger RNA of Cucurbitaria berberidis CBS 394.84, 555 nucleotides long. RefSeq lists its product as uncharacterized. The transcript has 2 exons. Lineage: Eukaryota; Fungi; Ascomycota; Dothideomycetes; Pleosporales; Cucurbitariaceae. Bases 1 to 555 code for a protein of 184 amino acids. The record is from RefSeq and is a predicted model, not a curated record.